Molecule: messenger RNA, 1472 nt
Organism: Notechis scutatus (mainland tiger snake)
Lineage: Eukaryota; Metazoa; Chordata; Lepidosauria; Squamata; Elapidae
Source: RefSeq, a predicted model, not a curated record
AAGAGCCAAAUGGAGGCAAAGAAGGUGUUUGAAAACUUCACAGAGGGAGAUGUCAUCUUCCAGCCCACCUACAAAUACAAAAUUAGCUCGGACGAAUGGGAUACCAGGUGAAAAUGGUGGAUGAACAGCUCUACCACAAGGUCUUUGAGGAAACUGUGAGCUCCAUGGACAAGAGGGAGAAUGCCAGCAUCCCAUCAGUAACUCUCUCCAAGAGGGAGUUCUUUUUCAAAGAUUUGAAAUUUCUGCAGCUACAGGUGGACUUCUUCAUCAUCCACAAUGGGCCAACCCCUUGCCAGUUUGAGUUCAUCUGCAAGCCACAUGAAAGCAGCUAUUGCAAGCCAUGGUUAACAGCAAAACCCAGCAAGGGUUUCUUGUUAUCAGAUGCUGAGGUAACUGCUGAGUUGGAAGUGUUUGUGAAUAAAUCAACAGCAUCCCAUUUAAACUCUGGAGAAGACCAACUGGAAGACGUCUUAGUUUUACAUCUUGACCAGGGCAAGGAUUAUUUUUUAUCUGUGACAGGAAAUUAUCUCCCCAGCUGCUUUGGGACCCCCAUACAUGCUUUCAUUCACAUGAGACAACCCAUCCAAGAUAUAUUGCCAGAAACCAUCAAGAAGCUGACACUGAUGCCAUUGUGGUCAGGAGAUGAUUUCUUCUGGGAUGAGAAGCCCUUGGACUUACCCAAGGAGUUGUGGAUGAUGGUGGACCAUCUGUACCAUAAUGCUUGCCAAAAGAAGGACCUGUUCCAGCAGCCUGGUCCUCGAGCUGAGUUUCCGGAGAUCCGUGACUGCCUGGACACAGGGAUGUUGGACACACUCAUUGGCAGCAGCUGCUCUUUGGCUGAAGUUCUGCUUCUCUUCUUGGAGAGUCUUCCAGAGCCAGUUAUCUGCUUCCAGCUGUAUGACCGCAGUAUGGAAAGUGCCGGCAGUUACGGCCUGAGUAGCCAGGUAAUUUCCAUGCUCCCCAAGUGCCACAAAAAUGUCUUCAAUUAUCUGAUGGCAUUUCUACGGGAACUGCUGCGACAUUCUGAGAAAAACCACUUGAAUUGGCAUAUCCUUGCAAGUGUGUUUGGGCCUGUCCUGCUGCAUCCUCCACCUGGCCACCCAGCACCCAACACAGCUGAGAAGCAGAAGGCCCAGCAGUUCCUCCAGCACUUCCUUUCCCAGGAAGGAAGCUCACCUUGAAGGCUUGGGGGCUGUAAGAUUGUCAGUGGGAUUCCUGGGAAGAUGCUUCAGUAUAUUCAGACAAUUAUAUGCUUUAUUACUUUUAAACUUUUAAAAAAUAAAGAUAAUAUUUUAAAAAUAUACAGGUCAGUUAUGAAGAAGCAAUUUCAAAAAACUAGUAGUGGGUUUUGGUAUUAAAGGAGUGACUAAUAUGGAUUCUGACUCUUCAUAUCCCAAUUUCUAUGGGAAAAACAUGAGUCUCCUCCAUCGUUUUUUCAACCCUAAAUCAGGUUGCUUUAAUUUAAAUAAAUG